Molecule: messenger RNA, 2655 nt
Organism: Rhagoletis zephyria (snowberry fruit fly)
Lineage: Eukaryota; Metazoa; Arthropoda; Insecta; Diptera; Tephritidae
Biological process (GO): DNA repair; telomere maintenance
Molecular function (GO): DNA helicase activity
Source: RefSeq, a predicted model, not a curated record
AUGAUCCACGGUCCGUGCGGCGCAUUCAACGCACAGUCACCGUGCAUGUCCGAUGGAAAGUGUAAAAAACGCUAUCCAAGAAACCUGCUGACCGAAACAAUCACCGGAAACGACGGAUAUCCACUGUAUCGCCGUCGAUCGACAGCGGAUGGCGGAAAAUCCAUCAUUUUAAAAGUACGGAGAAAUGAUGUUGAAGUCGAUAACUCUUGGAUUGUGCCGUAUUCGCCUUUACUCUCAAAGACAUACAAAGCGCACAUAAAUGUCGAGUAUUGUAAUUCGGUUAAAUCAAUCAAGUACAUUUGCAAGUAUGUCAACAAAGGGAGCGAUAUGGCGGUUUUUGCACUUGAAAACGGGGCUGACGCUCACGACGAAAUUGACCAAUUUCAAUUGGGACGCUACAUUAGUAGCAAUGAAGCCGUGUGGCGCAUCCUGUCAUUUCCAAUCCAUGAACGACAUCCAACUGUCGUUCAUUUGGCAGUCCAUCUGGAAAACGGGCAACGCGUGUACUUUACAGCCCAAAAUGUACGUGCACGAGCGUCAUGUGCUCCAGCGACAACGCUUACUGCAUUUUUUGAUUUAUGUCGACAUGAUAUGUUUGCCAAAACGUUGCUGUACUCUGAUGUUCCAAAAUACUACACGUGGAACGCAAAAAAGAAACAGUUUCAACGGCGCAAACAAGGUAGGGCCGUUAGUGGACACAACAAUUUGUUUUUAUCCGACGCCUUGGGUCGUCUUUAUACGGUCCAUCCUCAAAAUGCCGAAUGCUUUUAUUUGCGGUUAUUACUAAUCAACAUCCAUGGCCCGACCGGUUUCAAAGAUUUGCGGACGGUAAACAAUCGACUCUGCGCAACAUAUCGUCAGGCUUGCCAGGAAUUAGGCCUAUUAGAAGAUGAUACGCAUUGGGAAACCACUCUCGCGGAUGCAUCAAAUAUAGCUUGGCCAUGGCAAAUACGACUGUUGUUUGCAGUGAUUUUGACAACUUGCUCGCCAUCGAAUCCAAUUGAUCUUUGGGAAAAAUACAAAAACCACAUGAGUGAAGAUAUAUUGCGUCGAUUGCGUAGAAUCAAUCCAGGUGCGGACAUAGAUUUUUCCCCGGACAUAUAUAACCAAGCGUUGGUGUCCGUUGAGGAUAUGUGUUUAACUAUGGCCAACAAAACGCUAACGCAGUUAGGGAUGAGCGCGCCUAACAGAGCCGCACAUCCGCUGUUCGAUCGUGAUUUACAACGAGAAACAGAGUUUAAUGUAGCCGAGUUAGCACACUAUGUUCACGAAAAUCUACCGAAAUUGGUUCCAGAACAACGUGUAGCUUAUGAUAGCAUUAUGCGUGCAAUCGAAAGCCAAAGUGGAGGACUGUACUUUCUCGAUGCUCCUGGAGGAACAGGGAAAACUUUCCUACUUUCACUCAUUUUGGCUACCAUAAGAUCACAGGGAAAUAUGGCAUUAGCAGUUGCAUCGUCUGGAAUUGCGGCAACGCUUUUAGACGGUGGCCGAACAGCUCACUCGGCACUGAAAUUACCGUUAAACAUACAAAAUAAUGAGGCACCGACAUGUAAUAUCAGUAAGAACUCCGGAAUGGGCAAAGUUCUUCAGUCAGCUCAGCUCAUUAUUUGGGAUGAAUGUACGAUGGCACAUAAAAAAGCCUUGGAAGCGCUCAAUCGUACGCUCAAAGACGUACGGGCAAACCAACGGCUUUUUGGUGGUACAUUGAUAUUACUAUCUGGAGACUUUCGACAAACUUUGCCAGUCAUACCACGCUCUACGCCCGCUGAUGAAUUGGCUGCGUGUCUUAAAUCAUCAGUUUUGUGGCUACACGUACAGAAGUUGUGUUUGAAGACCAACUUACGAGUACAUUUACUAGAACAGGAUGCAUCAGCUCAAACGUUUGCUGAGCAGUUGCUUGAUCUUGGAAACGGUACAAUGCCAACUGAUGGACCUGACCACUUCAUCACAUUGCCUACGAACUUUUGUGUAUUCACGGCAACGGCGAGCGAAUUGAUAGGCAAAGUUUUUCCAGAUAUUGCACAAAACCAUCGAAAUAUUGACUGGCUGAGUGAACGUGCCAUAUUAGCGGCCAGGAACAUUGAUGUGGAUGCAAUGAACUUGGAAGUGCUAGCCCAAAUACCAGGCGAAGCAAAAUUGUUCAAAUCCAUUGAUACUGUCCUGAAUGACGUAGAGGUAAUCAAUUAUCCAACCGAAUUUCUAAAUUCGCUGGAUUUACCGGGCAUGCCGCCGCACGUCUUAACACUGAAGGUCGGAGCGCCCAUUAUUUUACUUCGAAAUCUUAGUCCACCGCAACUCUGUAACGGUACGAGGCUCACGGUAACCAGCAUAACAUCGAACGUUAUAAAAGCCACAAUUUUGAAUGGCAAAUUCAAAGGCGAUGAGGUUUUGCUGCCGCGUAUACCGAUGAUUCCGGUGGACGUGCCGUUCGAAUUUAAGCGCUUGCAGUUUCCGGUACGGCUCGCAUUCGCAAUGAGCAUUAACAAGGCACAGGGACAAACUCUUAAAGUGUGUGGAUUGAACUUGAAAAAUCCAUGUUUUUCACACGGACAGUUGUACGUUGCCUGCUCACGCGUUGGAAAACCAUCGAAUCUAUUCGUGUACGCACCGGAUCGCAAAACAAAAAAUUGCGUGUAUCCGAAGGCAUUAGAGUGA